AGAGAAAGAGAGAGGGAGAAGAUGAGAGAGAUGCUGAAAAAGUGUCUCCUGUUCGCCGUGGUGGCGGUGAGCCUGUCAACGGUCAAUGCCAGCAGGUACACCUACAAGUCGUCGAACGCGGACGGUGAUCUGCUUAUCAAUCAGAAAAAGAUCUAUGAUCUAUUUUUAUACGUGAGCCAGCCAUUCACCGAUACCGAGUAUUUUGCUGCAGGACACAAUUAUGACAUCUUCAGCCACAUCGCCUACUACACGAACCGAGAAGUGGUUGAGGAAUUCAUGUGCCGCUACAAGGCUGGCUUCCUACAUAAGGAUGCCCUGUUCACGUAUUACAACCAAGAACAUCGCGAUGAAUUGGUGUCGUUGUAUCGGCUCUUCUACGCGGCAAAGGACUUCAGCACUUUCUACAAGACUGCAGCCUGGGCCCGAAUACACAUGAAUCCGGCCCUUUUCACCACUGCAUUAAUCUCCGCUAUCUCCUCUCGCGACGACUGCAAGUUCAUAAGUUUCCCAUACAUCUCAGAAAUCUGCCCCAAUGCUUUCUUCGACUCCAAGAUCAUCUACAAUGCUCAACAAAUCGCAAUGACUCACGGGGCAUCAGGAUUCAGUGACAAAAAAGUCGAUACUGACAGUACCGUUGAAACUUAUCAUCUGUAUUCCAACUUCUCAAACUCCUACCCGAACUGGGCUUACAAGAGCGAACAUCCAUUAGCUUAUUUCACAAAUGACAUUAAGCUAAACAAUUACUACUAUUACUUCCGUAUGGCCUUCCCCUUCUUUAUAAGCACCAACCAUUACAAUACGUCGAAAAUGUUCCGUGGUAAAAUAUACUUUUUCAUUCAUCAACAACUCAUGGCCAGAUACUUCCUUGAGAGAUACUCCAAUGGAUUCACCGAUGUAGAAUAUUUCAACUUGGACAAGUUCAUCCUACCACCGUUCUAUGACAGCUUCGUUUUUCCAAACGGUGUUCCCAUGCCAAGACGUGACUGGUGGAACGUCGUGCCGGCCCAUAAGCUCAAAUACUUCGAGUACUUGAAGAAACUCGAAAUCCGUAUUAUGGAGGCCAUUGACUCUGGAUACUUUUAUGAUGAAAGUGGCAAACAGGUCAGCUUCGACACACCCGAAGGUCUUAACUACCUUGGUAACAUCAUUGAAGGUAACUACGACUCCUUCAAUCUCAAGUACUAUGGUUCCUUCGACGCACUUGCUCGUAAUGUCUUUGGGGCUCACUACGAUCAUCGCUAUAAGAACUACAAUGUCCCCAGUGCCCUUCAAUACUUCGCUACCAGCAUGAAAGAUCCUGCAUUCUACAGAAUAUACUACAAAAUCGUUGAAUUCUACUACAGGCACAAGUCCUUAUUAGGCCACUAUCCCAAGCACGAAGUGGAAUUCAGUGGCGUGAAGUUUGAAAAUGUGGAUAUCGGUAAAUUGAUAACGUUCUUCGAGAAUAAACAUUACUUCAUCAACAAUGCCGUUAAUGUUGGAUCGUGGAAAAAUGGACAAUCCUUCGUUAUCAAAGCCCAUCAAUAUCAGUUGAAUUACAAGCCAUUCUCUUACAAAUUCACCAUCAACUCUGACAAAAUGACAAAGGCUGUCAUUCGCAUUUUCCUUGGGCCAGCUUCCUACGAAGAACAAUACGAUGACUAUUCACAUUUCCUUCACUUUAACAGCAAAUUCUUCAUGGUCGAUGAAUUUGAAGUGCACUUAAAGGAAGGGACAAAUAGCAUAGAACGAUACAGUAAUGAAGCAAUUCAACAUAAUAAAUCACAUUACUCGUUCGAUCAAUUCUACAAAAAGCUUAAUCAGGCUAUCGAAGACAAAGAGUCGUUCGAGCUACCUCAGCACGAAAUCAGCUUCCCCCACAACCUUUACUUACCCAAAGGAUCUCCCGACGGCAAGAAAUUCAAGUUCUUCUUCUACAUUGGACCGUGCGAAAGCACCAUAACCUACGAACUGCCAGUUUUCGGCAAACGAGUAUUAUAUAGCAACAAUCUGGGAUUCCCGCUUGACAGACCCGUGAGCCCAUUCUUCUUCCAACUUGGCAAUAUUUACGUGAAGGAUACGUUCAUCUAUCACAAAAAGGAUUACGAGUUCAGCGAUUAUCAUGACGAAUCGCACACCAACUACUUCGUCAACGAACACCAUACGACCACUGAUUUUUUCAAGUCUCAGCCCCAUAAGAACUCCGAAUUCACGAAUGAAAAUGACGAGUUUAGCACGAAAAGGAGCGACCGAGCGCGCAGCUUUAACUUUAUGCACAUCUAAAUAUUUAAUAAUGAAAUUCUUUU
This is a messenger RNA of Ceratosolen solmsi marchali, 2285 nucleotides long. Its product is annotated as arylphorin subunit alpha-like. The record is from RefSeq and is a predicted model, not a curated record. Bases 22 to 2262 code for a protein of 746 amino acids. NCBI's taxonomy places the organism in Eukaryota, Metazoa, Arthropoda, Insecta, Hymenoptera, Agaonidae. The transcript has 6 exons.